Topomyia yanbarensis is the source of this 4262-nucleotide messenger RNA. It is a transcript of the gene wit, whose product is annotated as bone morphogenetic protein receptor type-2. The coding region runs from base 1103 to 3766 and encodes 887 amino acids. Gene Ontology annotation, cellular component: plasma membrane; signaling receptor complex. Gene Ontology annotation, biological process: BMP signaling pathway; cellular response to growth factor stimulus; protein phosphorylation. The transcript has 7 exons. Lineage: Eukaryota; Metazoa; Arthropoda; Insecta; Diptera; Culicidae. Gene Ontology annotation, molecular function: ATP binding; transforming growth factor beta receptor activity. The record is from RefSeq and is a predicted model, not a curated record.
AAAAUUCUUGCAAGGAAAAAUCAAUACCAAUCCAGACGUAGUGGCGUUUGGCUCGGUAUCGCAACGCAAACGAAAUAGAUUUGUGAUUUUUUAUCUCUAAGUACAUGGUUAAACGGUGUUCAAAUGGAUAUUAACUAAAGGUUUACAUGGUUGCACUGAAAAAGUUUUAGAGUUUGUAUUUAUUUUGUUCUGGUGUUUAAUUUGUUGCGCUGAAAAACGAAGUAUACCUACGCAUCAGAUUGAUGGAUAGUAAAAUAAUACCUUUCAACCACUUCGAAAAAAAGACCAUAGAGUUUUGCAAGGAAGGAUUGUGAAAUUGCACCCCAUCACAGAAAGGAAAGGACUCAUCUGUAUUAGUGUUAGUACACCCUACAUCACCCAAGUAAAGGCUUGUUGCAAACGCAAUGUAGGGGAUGGAAAGGAAAACUAAAAUAUAACAAAUUUGGUGAAAAUGUAGGGCAACAAUGCCAUCCCUUCGAAGAACCAUUGAUACAUCGCUAAGAUAGUUAAAAUUUAAGACUGGAAUAUUUGCUCGUUCGCCCCGGGUCCAAUUGUUUGUUUUGGUUCGGUUUCUUCAGUUCACUUGCUACUAUCUUUUCACUCGUUCUACGAUAAGACGCGACGCACUAAUGAGAUGAAAAUACGAUUACCACAUUUGCAUCAUUCUUUUUUUGAAUUUCAGCGGAUACAAUAACAAACAUACAUCUUCAUUAUCAAGGAUGCCUGAGCAUCUUGCUAUACAUGUAAGAACAAUUUAAACGGUAUACACCAUAUCUUCUUUUUCUGAUUCUGAAUGACAAACUAUGUUGUGGGAGUGUGAGUUAUCGACGAAUAACUAAUAAAAACGCCCCCUUUUCCAUGACAAGUUCAGCUUCAAGAAGUUCCCAGCAGUUAGCUUUUGCUUGAUAUUUUACUAAUACCCAAAGUGAAAAACGGAAUAGGUAUAAUCGUUUAGUGAACAAUACUAAAGAAAUACAAACAAAACAUUCGCUGGAGUUCAGUCCAGUAACGCUGAUUUGUGUACUAGUUUCGAUACGGACGUGAUAAAAUAAGCAGCGUGAUUCAUAUUCAGAUACUGAAGUGAGAAAUUCGUUCGGUUACGAUGAAAGAAUUGGCUUGUGUUUUGCUAUUAGCUUUACUCAGGACCGUUCCUAACAUAGAAGGAACUCCGUUAAAGGUUCGAACCUGCUUGCAGUAUGGAGCGACUUCUGUUACCAACACCAACAGCCAAUAUAGUCAAGAUGGUUCGGAUGAUUAUGAUAGCUAUGAUGAACCUGCGGAGCCAACUGAUAAUACACUAGUGGAUAAGAAUACGUCCACCGUAGUCGCAUGUGCCCGUUACGCAACUUUCUGCUACGCAUUAUGGACAUUUGACACAACGAAGAAUACAACCAAAGUAGUUGUACAAGGGUGCUGGGAGCUAUCGGAUAAGAAAGAAACAUGCUACCAUAAUGAGUGUGUCAGCCACAAGGAAACCCAAAGCGGCCAUUAUUUCUGCUGUUGCUCGGGUGACAAUUGCAACGGCAAUUUCAGUUAUGCCUCUAAUCCAAUCAUACCGGAAAGUGUCCGUUUGGGUGCCGAAAGUGAAUACACACCUUUUGCACCGUACACAUCGAUAUGGAGUUCUCCGACGGUUUAUAUCUGCUUUGCAAUGGUUGGAAUCAUUCUGAUGUUGAUAAUCGGAUUCUUGACAUGCAGGAAAACGUCCAAAGCGGUUUCAGAACUGGCCCCGUUGGAACCUUCUGGACCCGGCUACAGUUCAAAUUUAUACAAUGUAGAUAAUUUGAAAUUGGUUUCAAUGAUUGGUCAGGGAAAAUACGGUACAGUUUGGAAGGGUAUUGUUAAUGAACAGCAUGUGGCUGUGAAGCUUUUUACCGCUCAACAUCGACAGUAUUUCUUAAAUGAGAAAGAUAUUUAUACGAUCCCUCUCAUGGAAACGCCUUCUUUACUAACAUACUUCGGAUGUGACGAACGUCGCACGAUGGAUGGUCGCAUCGAAUAUCUCUUGGUACUUUCAUUGGCUCCUCUGGGAUGUCUUCAGGAUUGGUUAUCCGACAACCAGAUGGGUUUUGGUGUCUUCUGCAGAAUGGGUAAAUCGAUCGCCAAUGGACUGGCUCAUUUGCACACGGAGAUUCGCAAAGGAGAUUUGGUGAAGCCCUGUGUGUGUCAUCGUGAUCUCAAUUCAAGAAAUGUGUUGGUGAAACCCGACCUUUCUUGUUGUAUAUGUGAUCUUGGCUUCGCAAUGAAAACUUUCGGACCUCGUUAUGAAUGUCGGGGUGAAAUAGCUUUAGCUGAAACAAAGAGUAUCAACGAGGUGGGAACAUUGCGCUAUAUGGCUCCAGAGGUGUUGGAAGGUGCGGUCAAUCUGCGGGAUUGUGAAUCAGCCUUGAAACAAAUUGAUGUCUAUUCACUAGGUUUGGUGUUAUGGGAACUAGCGACAAGGUGUGAUGAUUUUUACCCGGAUGAAAAUUCGGUACCCGACUAUAAGGCGCCAUACGAAGAAGAAAUUGGUACCAAUCCCAACUUCGAGCAGAUGCAGGUAUUGGUGUCCAGAAACAAGACUAGACCAAGAUUCCCCGGCAAUUAUGAAAAUAGUAUCGCUGCUAAGGUAGUCAAAGACACAUGUGAGGAUUGUUGGGACCAUGAUGCCGAAGCUCGUUUAACUGCACUUUGUGUCCAAGAGCGCAUCCAAGAUAUUACAAGUAUGAACCCUAAAGCUCAACUGCACAAAGGUCAAACACCAACAUUAAGCACGAACAAUUUGAUUAUUACACCUCCCGCAACAUACACGAAAGUCAACUCCACAGCUGUUGCGUUUAUGACACCGCCUAAUCAACAGAUCAUUCCACAGAGCCAUCAUUAUUGCGAUACCACCACCUCUUCUGUAACUCAUUCUAAAGUUAUAAACGUACCCAUAAGAGCUCGUAAUCAAAUUAUUCCAAAUGGUUUACAGAAACAUAGCAUAAACGACGCCUACAUUCCAGACGAGGAAGAUAGAUUCAAAUCACUAACUAAUGAUCAUCAUUCGGACGUUUCAUUCCGUUAUCCUUGUGUUCUCCCAAAGCUGGAAAACAACAAAGUACAUCACAAAAUAAAAGGCCUGAACAGCGUCAAAGCGAUGCUGCAGAAAACUUUCCAAAAAUCAAACCCUUACGUCCAGCAGGACUGCGACGAUAGCUCGAAUUUCGUUGAAAAUUCUCUCAUUUCGAAGGUCAACCUGGAGAAUAUACCUUCCAAACGACUGAAUGUAAAUUCAACAAAUCCUCACAUCACCCUAAUAAACGCAGCAGACAAUGAUAUCGAGAAGAAGUUAGCCGAGCGUCCCAGCAACUUGGAUCUCAGUACUAGCAAUGGUGGACGAUACGAAAACAAUCUCAUCCGAUCAGCUAAUUCCAAGUUUAAGACUUUGACUGAUGACUUCACCAGUCAACCGUUUACCAUGAUCCAAUCCAAUUCACCGAACCAAAAACUCCGUAUCGUUGUUUCCAAAUCGGCGAACGCAGUUAAGAAUCUCAACAGCAGCCGAUCAAGCCUCAGCGAUCAAAAUCGUGAAGACAGCAAACAUAUGAAGCGGCAGCGAUCACUGGAAGUAUUUCAUGAGGUCUUCGGACCUAAGGGUAGUAUUGAGCGGCUUAGGAACCCAAGUCAACGGGUUAAAACCCCCGGUGAUGUACCACCCUCGGUACGUAAAAUCCGUGCUUCAAAGACCCUCUCGCUCUAUGACGACCGAAUGAUGGACACUAGCAAAAUAGCCAACUCCGUAUAGCACGAGGAGGUGCUUCUGCUGGAGCUUUAAAUGAAAGACACAGCGAGAGGGUAGAAAAAGCCACGAAAAGACUUAGCCAGGUGAUAGGUGUGAUUAAACGUGACCGAAUAUUCCAUGGCGUAACAAAUAAUGAAUCUCUGUUGACUUAGUCAUUACAAAAGACGAGAUUGGGUUUUAUUUUUGAAUAUAUAACCACAAAGUAAAAAUGUUAGGCAGAUUUUUGUUUGGGAUGUUCCAUUUUGGAAGUAAAAAUUGGUAUUCAAAAUUAUAACUAAAUAUGUAACUCACUUUUUGUAAUUAUAGCAAAGUGAUCAGGAAGAGAUAAAUUUAAGCAUUUAGUCAAAUGAUCAGUAUGUUAGAAUCUAUUGAAAAAAAAUCUGAAUCAAUCUACAAAGCAUAAUGAGGUAAUCUUGGUAAACGCACUUAAAUUACUAGAAUAAGUGUAGAACAGUAAGUAUAUUAUAAGCACUUGAAUAAAAAUCUAAGGUAUUACAAA